AUGACCGUUGGAGUAUAUAGUUGGACUUCCGUAGCGAAAGAGCGUCGUACUUGUACGGCUUAAGCUCUUGCAAACUGUAUUGAACAACUUCUGGACUACUUUGGUGCAAGUACCCGUGACCAUGCCGACAGCUCUACUCGUCCUAGACAUCCAAAAUGGCGUACUCGACCGUCUAGGAACCACCAUCACAAACGACUACAUCCAACGCCUCUCGACAACAAUCAACAAAGCCCGCGCCGCCGGCACCAAAAUCAUCUACAUAACAACAUCCUUUCGCCCCGCCUACACAGACCUACAUCCCAACAACCCCUCUACAGCAAAAAUCAAGUCUUCAACCCAAUUCAUCCAAGGCGACCUAUCAACGCAGAUCCACCCCGCCGUCUCCCCAGACACAAGUAGGGGCGAUAUAGUCGUGAACAAGCGCCGCGUGUCCGCAUUUGCCGGGACGGAUUUGGAGCUUGUCUUGCGGUGUCUGGAGGUACGCGAUGAUUUGGUGGUUUGUGGGUUGAUUACUAGUGGUGCGGUGUUGUCGACGGUGCGAGCGGCGGCGGAUUUGGAUUAUCGACUUACUGUGUUGAGAGAUUUGUGUUUGGAUCGAGAUGAUGAAGUGCAUGGGGUGCUGAUGGAUAGGGUGUUUGUGAGACAGGCGCGGGUUGUAGAUUCGGAUGAGUGGUUGUUAACAAUGCAUGUUGAAUAGCCAAGUCAUGGAUAUAUAUUUGUUGUAGUUGGCGGGCUGUCCGCGCAAAGUGAUAUACUCGUCGGAGGCGCCCUGUACAUAUACUUGAAGUAGACAACUCGGAAAACCGACUUAAUUAGCACCUCUAUAAUUAUUCAGACGCG
This is a messenger RNA of Aspergillus ruber CBS 135680, 840 nucleotides long. RefSeq names its product cysteine hydrolase family protein. NCBI's taxonomy places the organism in Eukaryota, Fungi, Ascomycota, Eurotiomycetes, Eurotiales, Aspergillaceae. The transcript has a single exon. The record is from RefSeq and is a predicted model, not a curated record. The coding region runs from base 122 to 697 and encodes 191 amino acids.